Molecule: messenger RNA, 3838 nt
Organism: Chinchilla lanigera (long-tailed chinchilla)
Lineage: Eukaryota; Metazoa; Chordata; Mammalia; Rodentia; Chinchillidae
Gene: Rxfp1
Product: relaxin/insulin-like family peptide receptor 1
Exons: 18
Coding region: 252-2537 (761 amino acids)
Biological process (GO): G protein-coupled receptor signaling pathway
Cellular component (GO): membrane
Molecular function (GO): G protein-coupled receptor activity; protein binding; protein-hormone receptor activity
Source: RefSeq, a predicted model, not a curated record
CCGAGACUUUUAGAGAAGGUGCGCCUGAGAGGAGAGAUCCUGCAACAGAGAAAGGAAAAGUGAGGCGGGCAUGGAGAGGAGAGACAGGGAGAGAGAGAGGGAGAGGGAGAGAGGGAGAGGGAGAAUAGGACAGAGGACUGCUUUAUAGCUGCUAAGACUGCAGACAGAAAUAGCAGGCAACCACUGUGAGCUGCAUCCGACUCAGAAACCAAGACCAAAUUUUAUUCAAUCUUCUUAAUCAGUUGAUCAGAAUGGAGGAAAUGACAUCUGGUCCUGUCUUCAUCUACAUCUUAAUGAUGGGAAAGUAUUUCUCCCUUGGGCACGCACAGGAGGUCAAGUGUCCCCUGGGCUUCUUCCCCUGCGGGAAUGUCACCAAGUGCCUGCCUCAGCAGCUGCACUGCAACGGGGCAGACGACUGCGGGAACCAGGCUGACGAGGAGAACUGCGAAGACAACAAUGGAUGGUCUCUGCAACUUGACAAAUAUUUUGUCAGUUAUUACCAGAUGACGUCCCAGCAUCCCUUUUACCCAGAAAUACCCGAAUGCUGGCUUGGUUCUGUGCCCGGGCAUUGUUCCUGCCGAGGUCUAGCCCUCUACUGUGAUGAAGCCGGUUUACAAGCUGUCCCAACUGUUUCUUCAAAUGUGACUGUGAUGUCACUUCAGCGGAACUUCAUGAGAAAACUUGCUCCCAAUGCCUUCAAGAAGUACCACAAUCUUCAGAAGCUGUACCUGCAAAACAACCAGAUUCGAUCUGUAUCCACCUUUGCUUUCAGAGGAUUGCACAACCUUAAUAAACUGUAUCUCAGUCAUAACAGAAUAACCUUCCUGAAGCCCGGUGUUUUUGAAGAUCUCCACAGGCUCGAAUGGCUGAUAAUGGAAGAUAAUCACCUCAGUCGAAUUUCCCCACUAACGUUUUAUGGCCUAAAUUCUCUUAUUCUCUUGGUGCUGAUGAACAACGUCCUCACACAUUUGCCUGAUAAACCUCUCUGUCAGCACAUGCCAAGACUACACUGGCUGGACUUUGAAGGCAACCAUAUCCAUAAUUUAAGAAAUCUGACUUUUAUUUCCUGCAGUAAUUUGACGGUUUUGGUACUGAGGAAAAACAAAAUCAACCACUUAAAUGAAAAUACUUUCGCACACCUCCAGAAACUAGAUGAAUUGGAUUUAGGAAGUAAUAAGAUUGAAAAUCUUCCACCGCGUGUAUUUAAGGAUCUGAAGGAGCUGUCACAAUUGAAUAUUUCCUACAAUCCAAUCCAGAAAAUUCAAGCAAAUCAAUUUGAUUAUCUUGUCAAGCUCAAGUCUCUCAGCCUAGAAGGAAUUGAAAUUUCUAAUAUCCAACAAAGGAUGUUUAACCCUCUCUGGAAUCUCUCUCACAUCUAUUUUAAGAAAUUCCAGUACUGUGGCUAUGCCCCGCAUGUUCGCAGCUGUAAACCCAACACAGAUGGGCUCUCCUCCCUUGAGAACCUCCUGGCCAGCAUCAUUCAGAGGGUGUUUGUCUGGGUUGUAUCUGCUGUCACCUGUUUUGGAAACAUUUUUGUCAUCUGCAUGCGACCUUAUAUCAGGUCUGAGAACAAGCUGCAUACCAUGUCAAUCGUUUCUCUCUGCUGUGCCGACUGCCUCAUGGGAGUGUACUUAUUUGUCAUCGGGGCUUUGGACCUCACGUUCCGCGGAGAAUACAAUAAGCACGCACAGCUGUGGACAGAGAGUACGAACUGCCAGCUUAUGGGCGCUCUGGCCAUUCUCUCCACCGAGGUUUCAGUUCUACUUUUGACCUUUCUGACUCUGGAAAAAUACAUCUGUAUUGUGUAUCCUUUUAGGUGUUUAAGGCCUCGAAAAUGCAGAACCAUUACAGUUCUGAUCCUCAUUUGGAUUGCUGGGUUUAUAGUGGCUUUCAUUCCGCUCAGCAACAAGGAAGUGUUCAAAAACUACUACGGCACCAAUGGAGUGUGCUUCCCUCUCCAUUCAGAAGAUACAGAAAGUACUGGGGCCCAGAUUUAUUCUGUCGCAAUUUUUCUCGGCGUGAACUUAGCGGCGUUUGUCGUCAUUGUGUUUUCCUAUGGGAGCAUGUUUUACAGUGUUCAUCGAAGCACCAGGACAGCAACUGAAAUAAGGAAUCAAGUUAAAAAAGAGAUGAUCCUUGCCAAGCGGUUUUUCUUUAUUGUAUUUACAGAUGCAUUAUGCUGGAUACCCAUUUUUGUACUAAAAUUUCUUUCACUGCUUCAGGUAGAAAUACCAGGUACAAUAACCUCUUGGGUGGUGAUUUUUAUUCUGCCUAUCAACAGUGCUUUGAACCCAAUUCUUUAUACUCUGACCACAAGACCAUUCAAAGAAACAAUCCACCAAUUUUGGUACAACUACCGGCAAAGAAGGUCUAUUGACAGCAAAGGAAGUCAGAAAAAGUUCCUUCCAUCAUUCAUAUGGGUAGAGAUGUGGCCAUUGCAAGAGAUACCCCUGGAGUUCAGGAAGCCAGCUGCUUUGACCAACCCCUGUGAAGUAUCACUGGUUUCUCAAACAACUCAACUCAAUUCCUAUUCAUAGCUGACUCAAAAGCACAUUUCUUCACAGACAAUACAGUGGGGUGCUCCAGGAGGGAUUUCUGGGCAUGAAAUAAAUACCAUAAAAUUAAUAGUUUAUAAUAAUGGCUAAGACAAAUUAGCUUACAGGGACAUAAAAGAAACAGCAGUUAAAGCUUAUUUAAAAGAAAGUAAUUAUAAUUAUAAACAUAAUGUGUACAUGUAAGUAUAUAUUUUGCAUAAGAAAUUAAGAUAAAUCCACCUCAGAGAGGUUAACUUGUUCUUCUAUCAUUCCUUUAUGGAGCACCCACUAUGUACAUUGCAUUACAGUAGAUCACGGAAAACAGGCAGCAUGGAAGGAACCUUCUCAGCCUGUGAGUUGUGCUCCACUACAAAAGACAACACAAAGUCCAUCCACUGAGCCUAUUUUAAAGUCACGUCUCAUGUGGCAUGCGUAUCAGAGAAAAUAUGUCUGCAAAACACAAAUAUUCCAUUUUAAGAAUUCUUAUCUCUCUUCAAUCUCCAUACACCUGAAAGCCAGUACAACAUAUUUGCUACUGUGAGCAAAAGAUACUUUUCUACAAGCCCUGAACAACAUCUCAGUCACUUCUUGCUCAGUUUUCUCUUUGCUUCGCAUCCUCCUACGGAAUUAGGACAGCAGGGGUACUGCAAAGGAGCAAGCCAGAAAGUGAGAAUGAAGAUGAACAUUUAGAUCAGUGGAAGAGAACUGAGUCCGGAAAUAAAAAAGCAGGUUUUCAGUCCAUCAGCUUUUAAUGAGGGUGCCAAGAUCACCAAAGGAAUAAAGAAUGAUGUUUCCAACGAAUGAUGCUGAGACACCUGAAUAUUCACGUGAAAAAGAAAAAAAUUGAAUGCAAACUUCACAUAAUCUACCAAAGUCAAUUAAAAUAUAAGAAUCAAAAUAUAAAAUUCUUAGAAGAAAACAUAAUGGCAAAUCUUCAACACUGGAUUUUCCAAUAAAUUCAUAGAUCUGAUACUAAAAGCAUGAGCAAAAAAGGAAAUAUAAAUAAAUUGGGUUUCUUCUAAAUCAAUUUCUGUGCAUCAAAGGAGUUUAUUAAGAGAGUAAAAAGACAACCUACCAGGAUAUGAGAAAUAAUGCAAGUCUUUUCUCUGAAAAAGGUUUACCAGAUAGAAUAUACAAAGAACUCUUACAACACAACAUUAAAAAAAUUUAAAUAGACAAAGAAUUUGAAUAAGCAUAUAUUCGAAAAAGUUUUACAAAUGACCAAUAAGCACGUAAAAAUGUGUCUCACAUAACCUGUCAUUCCUGAAAUCUAAAUUAAAGCCACAAUGUGAAAACACUUCUCA